Molecule: messenger RNA, 540 nt
Organism: Cooperia oncophora
Lineage: Eukaryota; Metazoa; Nematoda; Chromadorea; Rhabditida; Trichostrongylidae
Source: the annotation of a GenBank genome assembly
UUGGCAUACAACCUUCCUACUGGGAUUCUACAGCUCUGCAGAGUUAGCGUUUGUUUCUUUGACAAAAAUAUUCAGUUUCUAGCUGGGACCGGGAGAGAGUGGAGUUUCGAGCAGUCGAUCACAAUCAUAAUCUCAUUUCACUCAACGUUUAUCACUAAAGUGGAUCGAGCCUAUCGAUGCACUUGUUUCUACAUGGAAAAUGACAAAGUGGUUUCCAAUAAGUUCGAUGUUAGUAUGAUACCAACGACUGACUUGCUCGACACAGUGAAAAUGCCUUUGUGCACGUACACGGUACGGCGAGAGUCGAUCAACGGCCCUGUCGUGGAGUUUGCUAAGGUCGGCGACCAAGUGUUCCAUGUGUGGCAAUGUGAGAGUGGUGAGUCUGAACCUAGAAGAGUUUUCGAAAGAGCCCUCUCAGCGACUCAGCUUGUUUUUCCAGUUAUGAACGAAAAAAUCGUCAAUUUCACACUUUUCAAAGGCAGAAACCUGGGCCUAAGUCCAGCAUGCCUGUCUGCGGGCGGUCGCGACGUGGCUCUCUGA